CCGUUGCUCAGUUUACGAGUUGACUUUAAACAAAGCGCACGCGCGAAACUACGCUCCGUCCGUCGACAGAGUCGCUAUCUGUAUUAUUUUUUGGUCUCCUGUCUGAAAGAGACCCUGCGGUUUGGAAGGACCUUCGCGAGGGCGCGCGCAAUCUUCCGCAAUUUCGCGAUUUUAUUAGCAUCAAGUUGGCGGUGGCGAUCUUCGGAUCUUCGGUGUACAAAAGUGAAUCAACAGUUGGGCAGAAACGCAAUUCGCUGCUUACACUCGAGCGGACGUGAGCGGUUUUGGUUCGCUAAACCCCCGUCAAAACCCAUCCAAUCGGGACACAGAAGGAAGAAAUUGGAUUAUACGGCUUUAUCGCGACUGUAAAUUAAAAUUUACGAUCGGCUUUUAUGGAUAAUUUUAUCAGGAUAAUUUAAUUUAAGCGCAAACGGGAAAAAACACAACGCCAGAAUCGGGCGGCGAAUAAAAUUGACCGUUCCGGCGGCGGCCAAGGCAGCAGCAAUCCGGCAGUUUGUAGUGUGAGGUGUGUUUUGUUGUUAUAUGCGUUGAGUGCUGUGAAACAAGCGAUAUGAAAAAGGACUUGAUCAGGUCUUUCGAAAGUGAUCUCCUGGCACACGGAGAAGAAGAAGUGAGAAAAGGAAAAUAAAUUGAUAAGAAAGUCAGAUAAUGUGAAGUGAAAUUUAUUCGUCUGCUUAUGCCGUUGAUGAGAAGAAGAAGAAGAAGAAAAGGGAGUGAGAGAGGUGAAUAAAACGGAUCGAAAACAGCGAUCAUCGAGAUCAAAACAAGAGUGAGCGUCGGGGUUCUCGCAGACAGCAUCCGGGGCCCAGGAAAACAGUGCAAAACGAACCGAGAAACAAUUAUUUAUUCAGACAUGUCCAGAGCAAAUAUGGCGGUGUUUUUCAAAUUGGUUGCCAGCUGAACGGCCAGAGGAGUUGUGGGUUUCGAACCUGAUCGAGUUGAGUAGAGUGUUCCGAUAAAGUGUAAAAACACUUGGGGCCACCAGUGACCCUGGGCUGGCAAAAUUGCCAACCAACGAAGAUGCGUUCCUCGCCGGCCUUGUUGUCGGUCCUGUUCGGCACCAUUUUCGGUGUCUUCGGUGCAUCGCUGAGCAAAUCCCUGCUCUCGCAGGCUCCCGACGAGUGCCGGUGGUCCGGUUACAAUGACGAUGAUCUAACGCUUGUGUGUAGACUAAGAACUAUCAACAGUGAGCUGGAGAAUACGAAUUUCAGUGUGCUUCAUCCGGAAAAUACGGUCCGCUUGCGGUUGCAGUGUAACGAUGGACUGUUUUUCCAAUCUAGUUUAAGUCCGGGCAGCUUCCGGCAGCUGUCCGAGUUACGAUCGCUCUCGAUCGAGUACUGUAAAAUAGCAAACCUCAGCGAUGGUUCCUUCCGAGGUCUCAAGGAACUGACCAAUCUGACCCUGCGCACUCACAACACCGAUUGGUCCUCGGUUAGUCUGGAGAUCGCGCCACACGUCUUCAACGCCGAACUGUCCAAACUUGAGCAGCUCGAUCUGAGCCAAAACAACAUGUGGUCGAUCCCGGACGGUAUGAUCUGUCCACUGACAAAGCUAGAAUAUCUGAAUCUGACUCAGAAUCGCCUGCGAGAUCUAUCUGUGUUUCACUUCAGCGCAUCGCUCAGUACGCGGUUAUCGAAGAAGUGUGGCAGUGUGAUCACAACACUUGAUCUUUCCCACAACAACAUUGACAACUUGCCGCCAGCAAUCUUCUCUGGGCUCGGAAAACUAACCGAACUUCGGCUGCAAAAUAACGGACUCAAUUUCAUCGCUGACCGAGCGCUGGAAGGACUCAUCUCGCUCUCCAAACUCGACAUCUCGCUGAACCGACUAACGAAUCUUCCUCCCGAGCUUUUCUCCGAGGCGAAACACAUCAAGGAAAUCUACCUGCAGAACAACACUAUCAACGUUCUCGCUCCCGGUAUCUUCAGCGAACUUCAACAGCUACUAGUGCUAGAUCUGUCCAACAACGAGCUCACCUCCGAGUGGAUCAACUCAGCCACCUUCAAGGGCCUUUCGCGGCUAAUCCUGCUUGAUCUAACUAACAACAAGAUAUCGAAGUUAGAGCCGGCCAUCUUUCGGGAUCUCCUCAAUUUGCAAAUUCUCCGACUGCAGGAUAAUUUCAUCGAAUCUAUCCACGAGAACACCUUCUCCGAGCUGACCACUCUUCACACGCUCGUCAUCUCCAACAACCGUCUCUCCAACAUCGAACACUUCACCUUCCAGGGUCUGAGCCGGUUGUCACUGCUAUCCCUCGACUAUAACCGCAUCUCGCGCAUCGAUAGGGUGGCUUUCAAGAACCUCUCCGCGCUGCAAGAUCUACACCUGAACGGGAACAAGCUGCUGCAGGUGCCGGACGCUCUGUACGACGUUCCCCACCUGCGAACGCUGGAUUUGGGCGAGAAUCACAUCAGCAAUAUUGAAAACGCCAGCUUCAAGGACAUGAUCCACAUGUACGGUCUCCGGCUGACCGAGAACAAUAUCGAGCACAUUCGCCGGGGCACUUUCGAUGCGAUGAAGUCCCUCCAGAUCCUGAAUCUCUCGAAGAACCGCUUGAAGCGGGUGGAGCAAGCGUGCUUCGAUAACAACACCAAUCUGCAAGCCAUCCGACUGGAUGGAAACUAUCUGGCUGACAUCGCGGGGCUCUUCACCAAGCUGCCGAAUCUGGUUUGGCUCAACAUAUCGGACAACCAUCUGGAGGUGUUCGAUUAUGCGCUCAUCCCAACCGGUUUGCAGUGGUUGGAUAUUCACGCGAACAAAAUCGCCGAGCUGGGGAACUAUUUCGAGAUCGAGAGUCAGCUGGCGCUGAGCACGAUCGACGCCAGCUCGAAUCAGCUGACCGAGAUCACGGGCAGUGCCAUCCCGAACAGUGUGGAGUUGCUCUAUCUGAACGAUAAUCUGAUCUCGAAGGUGCAGUCGUACACGUUCUUCAAGAAGCCCAAUCUGACGAGGGUCGAUCUGUUUGGAAAUAAGAUAACCACGCUGGAUCCGAAUGCGCUGCGGAUCUCGGCGGUGCCUGAUGACAGGGCCCUGCCGGAGUUCUACAUCGGUGGAAACCCUUAUCAAUGUGAUUGCAAUCUGAAUUGGCUGCAGAAGAAUAACGUGGACUCGAGGACGCAACCGAAACUGAUGGACCUGGACAGCAUCUAUUGCAAGCUGCUGUACAACCGGGGCCGGACAUACGUUCCCCUGGUGGAGGCGCUUCCCAAUCAGUUCCUGUGCAAGUACGAGACGCACUGUUUCGCGCUGUGCCAUUGCUGUGACUUCUACGCGUGUGACUGUAAGAUGGAGUGCCCGGCGCGGUGUACCUGCUAUCACGACCAAAGCUGGACCUCGAAUGUGGUGGACUGCUCGAGGGCGGACUACGAGGAUAAACUGCCGGAUCACAUCCCGAUGGAUUCGACGCAGAUUUAUUUGGAUGGGAACAAUUUCAAGACGCUCUCGAGUCACGCCUUUUUGGGGCGCAAAAAGUUGAAGAUCUUGUUUAUGAACAAUAGCAACGUGGAGGUGAUAAGCAACAGGACCUUUUAUGGGCUGAAAGAGCUGGAAAUUCUGCAGUUGGAUCACAAUCAGAUUUCCGAACUGAAUGGGUUCGAGUUCGUGGGGUUGGACCACCUGAAGGAGUUGUUCCUGCAGUACAAUCGUAUCUCGGUGAUCGCGAACCAAACGUUCGAUCAUUUGCAUAACAUGAAGAUUUUGCGACUGGAUCACAACCGAAUAGUGGAGUUCAACAUGUGGCAUUUGACGAAACAGCUGACCGAUUUGCGACUGGCGUCGAACCCAUGGUCCUGCGAUUGUGAGUACGUGGAGAAAUUCCGCGAGUAUCUCAAGACGUACGAUUUCGUCAAAGAUAAGCUGAAAAUUAAAUGCACGGUAACGCUUGGGUCGGCCAAUGACACUGCGCUGGCUGCGAUAGGAUCGGUGAAUGGAUCGUUGGGCCAAAGCGCUGGUCAGCAGCUGAGUCCGAGGGGAGUCCCGCUGGAUGGCAGUGGGGAGUCUCAGUCCGGUGGAGGUGGUUUCUUGAUUUAUUUGGACAACAGUACGACAUUGUGCAGUGGUGCGGUUCCUCUCGAUAACAUCAUCAACGGAAACCUGACAUCGCGCAAGACCGUCUUAUCGCCACCACCGAUCGAAGGCUAUAUCCCGCUGUUGGUGGCUGCGCUCUGUGGCUUCUCGGCGAUCAUCAUUCUUACGCUGAUUGUGUUCGUCUUUCGGCAGGAGAUGCGUGUUUGGUUUCAUUCGCGCUUUGGCGUCCGGUUGUUCUACAGAAACGCGGACAUGGACAAGAACGAGAGGGAUAAACUGUUCGACGCGUUCGUGUCCUACAGCUCGAAAGAUGAGGCCUUUGUGGCCGAGGAGUUGGCACCGAUGUUGGAAAAUGGUGAUCCAUCUUACAAGCUGUGUCUGCACUAUCGGGACUUUCCCGUAGGGGCGUACAUAGCGGACACAAUUGUCCAGGCGGUUGAAUCGUCACGACGGACCAUUAUGGUGCUGUCCGAAAAUUUCAUCAAAUCCGAAUGGUGUCGGUUCGAGUUCAAAUCGGCCCAUCACCAGGUGUUGCGUGAUCGCCGGAGAAGACUGAUAGUGAUCCUGCUGGGAGAGGUCCCCCAGAAGGAUCUCGACCCGGACAUACGGUUGUACUUGAAAACCAACACCUAUCUGCAGUGGGGCGAUAAGCUGUUCUGGGAGAAGUUGCGCUUCGCGCUGCCGGACGUUCCGAACAACCAGCGGCAUCGGCAGCAGCAGUCGAUCAACAUGACUCAUUCUAACAUUCGAAAUAACUAUCAGCUUAGUCGAACGCCAAAUAAUAGGAAUAACACCAACAACCAGUUGAUCAUGCUUCAGCAGCAGCCUCCGCCGCAGCAGCCAGACCCCAGGGGGGGAGUGCGACAGCAGCAGCAACAAGAGCACUCGUCUUUUCAGCAGCAGCAGCCACUUCCGCUGCCUGGGUUGGCCCAGCAACCGCAGCCACCGCAAAUACUGCAGCACCAGAGGCAGCAGGAGCUCCAUCAGCUCCAGCAGCAACAAAAUCAGCAGCGGGGGGCAACCAAUGCUUCGCCCCGGACCGUGGGGAUUCACAUAUGAUCCCCCCGUUCCCCACGGCAAUCUAGUGUGAUAGGACUCUGUAUAAACAAAUAAUUGGAAACAACUGAUUAGUGAAAUUUAGAAUUUUCCAGAAAUGAAAAACAAAUGUGAUAUUUAACAUUAAGUCAGUUAAGUUAUGAGCCGUACUCGAAGGGCGCGACUGUGUAUAAAGUGAACUCUCCCUCUCUCUCUAAGCUUAAGCUAGCCCGCUAAACAAACAAGGUGCAAUUCUAUCCCCUGGUGGGAAACCCACGAUAGCGCACUCAAAUGAAAUGGAACAAAUGACAUUUCUGUGAAAGCUCUAACAAGUGGAUCGACGGCAUCCGGCAUCGGCUGCCAUUAUCGUGUGUAACAGUUUGUGUGUGAGUGAUAUUGCCCCCCUUCAUGUGAACCCGCAUCCCGCAAAGAUCUUCAAAGUAAAUUAAAGCAAAAACAACAAAACAAAAAAAAAUAAGCUCUAUGCCAGUAGUUACAAACACAAAUCAGAUGCAAAUUAAGGUGGCACAGGUCCGCAGCCGUAAACUAGUGAACGAACCGAAGGGGAGCGGAAGAAAAAAGUAGUUGAAGGCAGCAGCAACAACAAAAAAAAAAGCUGUUGCUCGUCGUUUUAUUCCCGUCAUGAAAAUAAUUGCUACAUCGAUAGAAGAAGCCCUAUCGCUCCGGCCUAAUGACGGUGUCUGCUUCAUUUUUGCUCCAAAGUGGAUGAAAAUAAAUGAAAAAUGGUGUGUGUUGUGCUCCCCACAGUGGAGAAAGAAGAGGGGGAGGGGGGCAUCAAGCAGCGAAAUCAAAGCAGAGCCCGAUCGCAAUUUAAUAAUGAUUGUGACAUUCCCCCGAAGUCGUCGUCGUUACGCGCAACCUCCAACCGCCGCGUCUGCUGCCUAGCUUUGCGCGACCGAGUUGACAACCGGCCACAGCUGCUGAGCUUUAUUACACACGAUCAUCAUCAGCAUAAUCAACGUUUAUUGUACAACAUAUGUAUCCGAGCGAACCGAUCCACUUGUGUUGUGUGUGUCCACAAAACAGAGCAAGGGGGAAGCAAAAGGCAGUGUGUGGCCCUGGAGUGGAUGGCCAACAAUUACCACUAGCACCAUUACCAACACCGAGGCAGCACCUCACAACAGAGCAGUCGGUCGCAUCGGUCGUCCCCGACGACGAUCCAGGGAAUGUUAUACAACACCAUGCAAUGGCAAACAGCGCACCAAGAACCGAGUCGACCAGGGUUUUUUUUUUCGUCGCUUCAGUUGCGCUACCGCAGCAGCUACCACUCUUCAAUAUCAGGUCCCCCUCUCCUGCCCAGGGAGGAGAUUGCUCGGAGCAAGGUUUCUUCUUGUAUCUGUUUUUUAUUUAUUUAUUUUUGCGCUUAUUACUGUUAUUAUUUAUGGUUUCUCGUUCAAAGAACCAGGGCAAGAGUAAGGACACAAAGAUGCCUGUUAUAAUAUUUCAUUGCCAGGAAUGUGUAUAUCUUCGAGAGUAACUGUACCCCCAGCCAGCAGUAGCUUUUUGCGGCGUCCAAUGCUAUUUAGGAGACAAUAUUCAAAUAAUCAUUUCCUUUCCUUUCAAUUACGGCACACAAUUCUGCGAACCACCGUUCGUUCACACCGACAGUUGCACCUCGAUUCAGUUAGUUCUUUCUCCUCCUCCUCCUCCGUAUCUCGCAAAACAAGAAAUGCCAUCUGUUACAUUCCAUUGGUUAGGUGUUUGGGGUAGCCCUCGCGCAGCAAUUGUUAACGCAAAUGACGUCCUAAUGUAUAGUCAAACUACGAAUACGAAUAGUCGCAUGAAGUGUGUGAUUUUUGGAAUGUGUCUCAGUGUUUCGUUGAAGAAGCCUUGUACUGUUAGAUUAUUUGUUUUAUUUUUUGUGUAUAAAAUGCAACGCUAAAGACUUUCGGCUGAUAAGGUAGGAACAAAUUGAAUUGUAAAUUUUCUCUCGUGUGUGCGAAACACUAAUACGCCGUGUAAAUUGUAAAUUUUUGUAUGGAUGAAUAUUUAUAAAAUUACUCCUGAAGAAGAAUGUAUAAUAAAUCUUACUGUAACAAAA
Molecule: messenger RNA, 7141 nt
Organism: Toxorhynchites rutilus septentrionalis
Lineage: Eukaryota; Metazoa; Arthropoda; Insecta; Diptera; Culicidae
Gene: Tollo
Product: toll-like receptor Tollo
Exons: 1
Coding region: 1042-5103 (1353 amino acids)
Biological process (GO): signal transduction
Molecular function (GO): protein binding
Source: RefSeq, a predicted model, not a curated record